UGAGCUGUUGCCAAGUUGUUUGUUCUGAAGAAAUACAAGAGGAAUGGUUGGGUGUGAAUGUAAUAGUUGGACAUUAGGAAAAUGAUUAAGCAAAUAUGGCACUCCUGCGUCUGACCAGAUUUUUCUUCUUCCUUUGCUGAUAGUGGCCUGCUCUUCACUCUUCCAAGUAUCUUUACUAGUGGAGACUUACCUCUCAUGGGCUCUGUUAGUUCCCAGAAAAUCACUGAAUGACAACACUAGAAACAAAAUCAUUCUAGUUAACAUUUCCUCAAAAGUACAUAGUUAUAGCUACUUCUUUUACUCAAAAUAGUAUAUUCAAAACUAAACCUAUUUGACCAUCUCAUAGCUCUCAGUUUUUGUUUGCUGGUCAUAAUAAUAAUCUUAAGGAAGCCCUUUGUAAUUGGACAUUGCUCAGAGGUGAUGCUGGAGAAGGGAGGAUAGGUGUUGUUUAAUUCUGAGACACCUUGCAUGCUAGACUGAAUUAUACGGUACAAGAUAAGCCAUGGAGAACUGUGACACAUUCCUGAGUACAGUCAUUGUUUUGAUGAUCUAUUAUUUUGCUAGAAUCUACCCUGAAACUUGAUGACUCAAAACAACAGUGUAUUAUUAUCUCUCAUGAUUUUGUGGGUUGAUGAGGCUCAGCUAGGUGGUUCUCAUUUGGGGCCUGUCAUGCAGUUGUAGCCAGACAGCCACUAACUAGAAUUGACUGGCCUAACAUCCAAGAUGGUGCACUGCCAUGGCUGGAAUGUACUUUGGCUGACAGCUGGGGCUGUGGAUUGGAGCACCUAUACAUGGUCUACAUGUGGCUCGAGCUUCCUAACACUAUGGUGGUCUUGGGACAGUCAUGGUCCUUACCUGGCAAGCUCUGGGCAUCAAGACUGAGUGUUCUAAGAGGCCCAGGAAGAACCUGAAAGGCUUUUUAUGAUUGAGCUCAGAAAUCCCAGAAAGUCAAUUCCACCAUAUUCUAUUGGUUGAAAUUGUUUGAAAAAGUCAAUAAGCCAGUCCAGAUUCAAGAGGAGGAAAAUUAGACUUUACCUCUAAAUUAGAUGAGGAGCAAAGAAUUUGCAGUUAUCUUUAGUUUACCACAUUGAUCUUAUUAAAAGGAAGCCACCUAGAGAAAAUACAUUGACAGUUAUAUUCAGAAAGAUUAAAAGGUUGAAAGGCUCCAACACGAAAAUCUAGAUUUUGGAAAUUGCUUGUGUAAAAGGAAAAGUGACAAAACUUAGAGAUCAAUUACAAAAAAUUGCAGAAAACCAAAGAUGGUGGGACUGUGUGGAAUUACAAGGGAAAGAGUAUUACAUUUAAGAAUAAGUUUAAAAAGGGUUGUAUUCUUCCUACAUGUCUGGCAUAUGAUGGAGCACAGAGGUUAGAACAGGCACUUCUUGGAUGAUGGGAAGGGCUGCCUUUUGGGUGACCAUAGACAGUUCAGUUCCUGGUGCUUCAAAUUUUAUGUGUUAAAGCAAUCAGAAGCCAGUGGCGUGAGAGACAGAGGCCACCAAUCUGGUUCUGUUAGGUGCAACAGUACUUGGAUGUCACCAAGUCUAUUGGCCUCUGGAACUUACUGUGCUAUAUCUAUUAACAUGGGAAAAACCAGGUGCAAGAAGCCUUUUUCACUCAUUUGCCUUCAUUGAGCAAGAUUCAAGCUGCAAUUAGAACAAACAGUUGGCUGGUCUGCCUGUCACUUACGUCUUAUCUUCCUCCUCUUAUUAAGGAGGUUAAGAAAUGGUUUAUUGCCUAUGACCGUCUUAUGAAAUAUGUCACACUUUCUCAUCAGCUCUUAUUUCCUGUUCACAUGUGGCUUUCUGGUUGGUAAAGGUCUUAUUAAAUCAGAGGAAUUUGAACGGAAAGAUGAUCAUAGCAGCCCACCACCAAUUGCCUAGGGAAAGGGAGAGUGUUGAGUAGAUUGAAACUGAGAAGUUGUAGUGAGAAAAAGUAAGGCGAAAUGCAGAUAAGAAAAUAGUUACUUGAAAGUCAGCAGAUGGAAAAUGUAUGAGAGGAGCGAAAAAAAACCUAGGCUGUAGAAGGAAGUCCAUCUAGGACAGUGGUUUCCAAUCUGUGUUGUGGUUCUGUGAGAGUUUACUGGCAGUGCCAUAAAUAACAAAAAUAUGUGUAGCAAAUUAAGAAUCACAGAGGCCCUCUGUGCAAAAAUGUAAUUUUCUUUAUUUCUUUACAAUUGAAGCCAACUAGGCUUAGGAAUUCUCAUUUCCACCUGAUGGUAGAAAAAGAUCUCACUAAUUUAGAGUUGUUUUGUCCCCACUGGUUCAAGAUUCAGUCUCUCUGGGGGUAGUAACACAAUCUCUUCAGAAUUCUUUCCUUCCAAACCCUGCAUUUGUUUUUUCUGAAGGAUCAGUGGAGUUCUUUGGGGGUGGUGGGGCUAAAGUGGACCGAGCGGAAGAAUGGUUGUCCUGGUGUCCCGGGAGGGGUUCUGGUCCAUGAGUUAUCCUCUGUUCUUGAAAACUUCAGCUAGGACCAUGCUUGUCCCAUCAGACUAGGUCCAAGGGCUCUUUGGUCUUCUUAGCUUCUUCACUGCCCCCUUUGAGUGUCCGGGGACUCUCAGCUGCUUUACUUGAACACUCUGGGAUGCACUGGACUUUUCUCAAGGCAGCCUGUCCUGAGGCCCAGGCAUAUCUGCUGCCAGGCCUGCUGCUUGGCUCAGGCCAUGCUGGACACGGGGGCUUUGCUAUGACCCUGGUGGCGUCCAGAACUAGGCUGGGAAGCCAAAUGGCAUCCCUCUCUUCCAGUCUUCUCCAUCAACCUCUUCACUCAGGAGGAGGCCAGGUGAUGCUGUUUGGAUAUUUGUCCCUGCCCAAAUCUCAUGUUAAAAUGUAAUCCCCAGUGUUGGAGGUGGGGGCUGGUGGGAGUUGUUUGGAUCAUGGGGGUAGAUCCCUCAUGAAUGGCUUGGGCCAUCCCCGUGGUGAUAAGCGAGCUUUUGCUCUGAGUUCACAUGAGAUCUGGUCAUUUAAAAGUGAGUGGCACCUCCCGCACCUCUCUCUCGCUUCCUCCUGCUCUGGCCAUGUGACGUACCUGCACCUCCUUCACCUUCUGUCAUGAUUGUUAGUUUCCUGAGGCCUCCUCAGAAGCCCAACAGAUGCCAGUGCCAUGCUUCCCGUAUAGCCUGCAGAACCAUGAGAGAAUUAAAUCUCUUUUCUUAUAAAUUUCCCGGUUUCAGGUAUUUUUUAUAGCAAUGUAGGAAUGGCCUAACACACCAGGAUUUCUCUUAUUAGGUGAUGCUGAAGAGUGGAAGCUCUGAGUCACUCCUCAGAGACCUUUCAGGGUCUAGUAAACAGCAGCUCCCUCCCUCUGCUUCUCCCCUUCCCACCUGCUGGUCAACUCUGUUCCUUGGAGUGGGAACAAAAACAAAUAGCUUUACAUUACCAUACAUUCUUCUGUACUCCGUGGUUUGUGAUGUAAACCUUAUGGUCUAAGUUGUCCAAUACUUUGGCUUUGGAGGUUCAAGGAAAAAAAAAAACAUAAAAUACUUCUUCUUUCAAGCCUAGCCUUAAUGUUUAUAAUGGACAGUCUUUCAAAAUGUCCUGCCACAUGGGCCAUAGGAGAUGCUUUAUUUUUUAGGCAUUGGAUUAUGUUGUGUUGGUCAAUAUGAUUUUGUUUCAUGUGCAUUGUCAGAAACUCUUCCCAAAGAGGGUCCUGGGAUCUGAUCAGCUAGACAGGUGGAGGAGAAACUGAAAACCCUCAGGGGACAGGGUCUCAGUUAAGUCUCCUGAAUGAUAAGCAUUUCAGAGGUGGGAGGGAGACACCCCGGAAGGUGUCCAGAGGCUAACAAUGCUAUUUCUGUUUCUUGUAAGUUUUUGUCCAAGAUGUGGACCAUUGGAUUGCAUCACUAGCAUACAAUGUCAGUGUAAGCGGUAGGCUUUACACUAAAGCAUGUUGAUGUGCUCAGAGCAUUUUUGUGGUGCUGAGACCAGAGCAGAUAGGGAUACAGGGAUGACAGUCUCCACCUUACGGGAGCCUCCUACCCAGGGGAUGGAGUGAGACAGGCAGGCACACCAGUUAUCCAAGGAAAGGAAAUAAAGGGAAGGAGAGAGUCAGUGAAAGUGGUCAGGAUGGCUAAGUAAGGGAGAAGGUGACUUCAAGGUCCCAGAUAGAACAGUGGUUAUAAGGUGAGAAAGAGGAGGUCUUCCGAUUCCAUUUCUGUGUUGGGCAGGUGUUUGAGAGUCCCACCUGGGUCUAGAGGCCUGCAUGUCAAGCAGGACACUGGGUAGGAGUGGCUGAACGGGGACAACACUUAAAAAAGACAAAAAUUACGGAUUUUAUUUCUACAUGGUUGCACAAAUCAAUUUCACUUUCUACUUGUAAACUGCUUAAAAACCUUCAUUAUGAAAAUGGAAGGACGAAUUUAUGUUCACCAUCAUAGUGCUUCUGGGCUGGUUCCACAGCAUGGAGCCAGGCCCACGUUCUGUAGCUUUCAGAACUGCCAUUUGGACACGUGGUUGAAGCAGCCUUCAGUUGGAGGAUUCACAGUAAUGGCAUCACUGUGGGAGCUUAGAGGAACAACUGCUUGCAACCCUAGCUGCACUGGAAUUACCUGGGAGCUUUAAAAACACUGCCUUUUGGGCCUCAGCCCCAGAGACUCUGACGUGGCUGAUCUGAACACAGGAGUGUCAUGUCCUCCCGUGAUUCUGAGUGGAGUCAAGGCCGUGAGACCUUCUGCUGUAUAAAGGAAUAUUGAGAGCUGGGAUUGUUAAGGAAUUCUCAUAAUGCUACGUCACUGGCCUCUGAUGUAAGCCUGCUUUCUCGAGAAAAAGGAACCAUAAAAGCUUCUGGAAACAGAUUGUUUAAGAAUGAGAAAUUGUCAUCAUGCCAGGUUGCAAGACAGCUUUUAGGGCAGAUGAGCUUCUGCUGCUCAUUCCUUCAUCUUUUCCUCCAGCCUGGAUUUGUCCGGGGGCAGCUGAGGCUCAGGUUACCUCAAUUCUUGAGUUUCUAAAGAGGCAUAUCCAGGGGUGGGUUACGAGAACAAGAGCCUGCCCAGUCUGAAAGGGAUGCAGGAAGGGGCGGUGUGUACUAGAAGGAAGGAAGCUAUCAUCAUUUAUUAAAACUCUUCUUGGAGGAUGGCCCAUGAAGACCUCCAAACAAGCUGGAGGGGCCAGUCACUUGCUGAAGACUAGCGAAGUGGAGGGGGAAAACCCGAGGGAGCUGCAGACUCGACCACUGCGCCCUCCCCUCCUCUCCCUGCAAGGAGCCCUAGGUGUGAUCCUGCCAGGCGUUCGUUCGCUGCAUGACCUUGGCCAUCCUUCCAUUCCCCUGGGUGUGAAUUCUCAUUGGCAAAGUGAGCUGGUGGGCAUAAGUGGGUUUUAAGUUUAAAAAUUUAAAAACCCUGUCUGCCCCCAACUGUGGUAUCAAGAUUUUAUAGUAUGACACUUAAAUUGCUUUUUUCAUCCGGGCGCGUAACAGCAACAAUGAAACCAGCAGAUAACGCGUGAGUAGUAUCAGCUCUGGGCCUGGCACUAUUUUAUAUGUAUUAGCUCAUUUUUUUUAAAAACUGUUCUCAACCACUCCAUGAGAUGAGUGCUGUUAUGAUCCCUUUUCACAGAAGAGGAAACGGAGGUACAAAGAAAUUAGUGCACAAAGCCAGUCGGAGAGAGCCCGGGGCCAGGCACCAAGCUCCAGAGGUCGCUCUGGCGAGCGUUUGCUUCGGGAUCUGAUGCCCUGCAGUCGCCAACUCAAUUCGCGGGUCGCAGCCAGGCUCCAUGGGGGUAGUAGAGCCAGGUCUUGGUGGCUAGGUAGACGCACCCUCUGAAGAUGGUGACUUCCUCCUGAGAAGCUGGACCCCUUGGUAAAAGACAAGGCCUUCUCCAAGAAGAAUAUGAAAGUGUUACUCAGACUUAUUUGUUUCAUAGCUCUACUGAUUUCUUCUCUGGAGGCUGAUAAAUGCAAGGAACGUGAAGAAAAAAUAAUUUUAGUGUCAUCUGCAAAUGAAAUUGAUGUUCGUCCCUGUCCUCUUAACCCAAAUGAACACAAAGGCAAUAUAACUUGGUAUAAAGAUGACAGCAAGACACCUGUAUCUACAGAACAAGCCUCCAGGAUUCAUCAGCACAAAGAGAAACUUUGGUUUGUUCCUGCUAAGGUGGAGGAUUCAGGACAUUACUAUUGCGUGGUAAGAAAUUCAUCUUACUGCCUCAGAAUUAAAAUAACUGCAAAAUUUGUGGAGAAUGAGCCUAACUUAUGUUAUAAUGCACAAGCCAUAUUUAAGCAGAAACUACCCGUUGCAGGAGACGGAGGACUUGUGUGCCCUUAUAUGGAGUUUUUUAAAAAUGAAAAUAAUGAGUUACCUAAAUUACAGUGGUAUAAGGAUUGCAAACCUCUACUUCUUGACAAUAUACACUUUAGUGGAGUCAAAGAUAGGCUCAUCGUGAUGAAUGUGGCUGAAAAGCAUAGAGGGAACUAUACUUGUCAUGCAUCCUACACAUACUUGGGCAAGCAAUAUCCUAUUACCCGGGUAAUAGAAUUUAUUACUCUAGAGGAAAACAAACCCACAAGGCCUGUGAUUGUGAGCCCAGCUAAUGAGACAAUGGAAGUAGACUUGGGAUCCCAGAUACAAUUGAUCUGUAAUGUCACUGGCCAGUUGAGUGACAUUGCUUACUGGAAGUGGAAUGGGUCAGUAAUUGAUGAAGAUGACCCAGUGCUAGGGGAAGACUAUUACAGUGUGGAAAAUCCUGCAAACAAAAGAAGGAGUACCCUCAUCACAGUGCUUAAUAUAUCGGAAAUUGAAAGUAGAUUUUAUAAACAUCCAUUUACCUGUUUUGCCAAGAAUACACAUGGUAUAGAUGCAGCAUAUAUCCAGUUAAUAUAUCCAGUCACUAAUUUCCAGAAGCACAUGAUUGGUAUAUGUGUCACGUUGACAGUCAUAAUUGUGUGUUCUGUUUUCAUCUAUAAAAUCUUCAAGAUUGACAUUGUGCUUUGGUACAGGGAUUCCUGCUAUGAUUUUCUCCCAAUAAAAGCUUCAGAUGGAAAGACUUAUGACGCAUAUAUACUGUAUCCAAAGACCGUUGGGGAAGGGUCUACCUCUGACUGUGAUAUUUUUGUGUUUAAAGUCUUGCCUGAGGUCUUGGAAAAACAGUGUGGAUAUAAGCUGUUCAUUUAUGGAAGGGAUGACUAUGUUGGGGAAGACAUUGUUGAGGUCAUUAAUGAAAACGUAAAGAAAAGCAGAAGACUGAUUAUCAUUUUAGUCAGAGAAACAUCAGGCUUCAGCUGGCUGGGUGGUUCCUCUGAAGAGCAAAUAGCCAUGUAUAAUGCUCUUGUUCAGGAUGGAAUUAAAGUUGUCCUGCUUGAGCUGGAGAAAAUCCAAGACUAUGAGAAAAUGCCAGAAUCGAUUAAAUUCAUUAAGCAGAAACAUGGGGCUAUCCGCUGGUCAGGGGACUUUACACAGGGACCACAGUCUGCAAAGACAAGGUUCUGGAAGAACGUCAGGUACCACAUGCCAGUCCAGCGACGGUCACCUUCAUCUAAACACCAGUUACUGUCACCAGCCGCUAAGGAGAAACUGCAAAGAGAGGCUCACGUGCCUCUCGGGUAGCAUGGAGAAGUUGCCAAGAGUUCUUUAGGUGCCUCCUGUCUUAUGGCGUUGCAGGCCAGGUUGUGCCUCAUGCUGACUUGCAGAGUUCAUGGAAUGUAACUGUAUCAUCCUUUAUCCCUGAGGUCACCUGGAAUCAGAUUAUUAAGGGAAUAAGCCAUGACGUCAAUAGCAGUCCAGGGCACUUCAGAGUAGAGGGCUUGGGAAGAUCUUUUAAAAAGGCAGUAGGCCCGGUGUGGUGGCUCACGCCUAUAAUCCCAGCACUUUGGGAGGCUGAAGUGGGUGGAUCACCAGAGGUCAGGAGUUCAAGACCAGCCCAGCCAACAUGGCAAAACCCCAUCUCUACUAAAAAUACAAAAAUGAGCUAGGCAUGGUGGCGCAAGCCUGUAAUCCAAGCUACACCUGAGGCUGAGGCAGGAGAAUUGCUUGAACCGGGGAGACGGAGGUUGCAGUGAGCCGAGUUCGGGCCACUGCACUCUAGCCUGGCAACAGAGCAAGACUCCGUCUCAAAAAAAGGGCAAUAAAUUCCCUCUCUGAAUGUUUGAACUGCCAAGAAAAGGCAUGGAGACAGCAAACUAGAAGAAAGGGCAAGAAGGAAAUAGCCACCGUCUACAGAUGGCUUUGUUAAGUCAUCCGCAGCCCAAGGACGGGGCUAUGCCUGGUCUGGGGACCCUGUAGAGUCACUGACCCUGGAGCGGCUCUCCUGAGAGGUGCUGCAGGCAAAGUGAGACUGACACCUCACUGAGGAAGGGAGACAUAUUCUUGGAGAACUUUCCAUCUGCUUGUAUUUUCCAUACACAUCCCCAGCCAGAAGUUAGUUUCCGAAGACUGAAUUUUAUUUUACAGAGCUUGAAAACUCACUUCAGUGAACAAAGGGAUUCUCCAGGAUUCCAAAGUUUUGAAGUCAUCUUAGCUUUCCACAGGAGAGAGAGAACUUAAAAAAGCAACAGUAGCAGGGAAUUGAUCCACUUCUUAAUGUUUUCCUCCCUGGCAUGACCAUCCUGUCCUUUGUUAUUACCCUGCAUUUUACGUCUUUGGAGGGACAGCUCCCUAGUGGCUUCCUCCAUCUGCAACGUCCCUUGCACAGCCCACACAUGAACCAUCCUUCCCGUGAUGCCGCUCUUGUCAUCCCGCUCCUGUUGAAACACCUCCUGGGGACUCCACCUGUUCAGGAGCUGAAGCCCAUGCUUUCCCACCAGCAUGUCACUCCCAGACCACCUCCCUGCCCUGUCCUCCAGCUUCCCCUCGCUGUCAUGCUGUGUGAAUUCCCAGGUUGGCCUGGUGGCCACGUCACCUGCCCCCAGCACUCCUCUGUCUCUGCUCUUGCCUGCACCCUUCCUCCUCCUUUGCCUAGGAGGCCUUCUCGCAUUUUCUCUAGCUGAUCAGAAUUUUACCAAAAUUCAGAACAUCCUCCAAUUCCACAGUCUCCGGGAGACUUUCCCUAAGAGGCGACUUCCUCUCCAGCCUUCUCUCUCUGGUCAGGCCCACUGCAGAGAUGGCGGUGAGCACGUCAGGGAGGCUGGUCUCCCUCCAGCUGGAAUUGCUGCUCUCUGAGGGAGAGGCUGUGGUGGCUGUCUCUGUCCCUCACUGCCUUCCAGGAGCAAUUUGCACAUGUAACAUAGAUUUAUGUAAUGCUUUAUGUUUAAAAACGUUCCCCAAUUAUCUUAUUUAAUUUUUGCAAUUAUUCUAAUUUUAUAUAUAGAGAAAGUGACCAAUUUUUUAAAAAAAUCACACUCUAAGUUCUGUUGAACCUAGGACUUGAGCCUCCAUUUCUGGCUUCUAGUCUGGUGUUCUGAGUACUUGAUUUCAGGUCAAUAAUGGUCCCCCCUUACUCCACACUGGCACGUUUGUGAGAAGAAAUGACAUUUUGCUAGGAAGUGACCGAGUCUAGGAAUGCUUUUAUUCAAGACACCAAAUUCCAAACUUCUAAAUGUUGGAAUUUUCAAACACUGUGUUUAGAUUUUAUGAAAAACUCUUCUACUUUCAUCUAUUCUUUCCCUAGAGGCAAACAUUUCUUAAAAUGUUUCAUUUUCAUUAAAAAUGAAAGCCAAAUUUAUAUGCCACCAAUUGUAGGACACAAGCACAGUUUUAAGAGUUGUAUGAACAUGGAGAGGACUUUUGGUUUUUAUAUUUCUCGUAUUUAAUAUGGGUGAACACCAACUUUUAUUUGGAAUAAUAAUUUUUCUCCUAAACAAAAACACACUGAGUUUAAGUCUCUGACUCUUGCCUUUCCACCUGCUUUCUCCUGGGCCCACUUUGCCUGCUUGAAGUAACAGUGCUAUUCUGGAGCUGCUGUUCCAACAGACAGGGCCUAGCUUUCAUUUGGCACACAGACUACAGCCAGAAGCCCAUGGAGCAGGGAUGUCACGUCCUGAAAAGCCUAUUAGAUGUUUUACAAAUUUAAUUUUGCAGAUUAUUUUAGUCAUCCAGAAAAUGUGUCAGCAUGCAUAGUGCCAAGAAAGCAAGCCAAUUUGGAAACUUAGAUUAGUGACAAAAUUGGCCAGAGAGUGGGGGUGAUGAUGACCAAGAAUUACAAGUAGAAUGGCAGCUGGAAUUUAAGGAGGGACAAGAAUCAAUGGAUAAGCGUGGGUGGAGGAGGAUCCAAACAGAAAAGUGCAAAGUCAUUCCCCAUCUUCCAAGGGUUGAAUUCUGGAGGAAGAAGACACAUUCCUAGUUCCCCGUGAACUUCCUUUGACUUAUUGUCCCCACUAAAACAAAACAAAAAACUUUUAAUGCCUUCCACAUUAAUUAGAUUUUCUUGCAGUUUUUUUAUGGCAUUUUUUUAAAGAUGCCCUAAGUGUUGAAGAAGAGUUUGCAAAUGCAACAAAAUAUUUAAUUACCGGUUGUUAAAACUGGUUUAGCACAAUUUAUAUUUUCCCUCUCUUGCCUUUCUUAUUUGCAAUAAAAGGUAUUGAGCCAUUUUUUAAAUGACAUUUUUGAUAAAUUAUGUUUGUACUAGUUAAUGAUGAAGGAGUUUUUUUAACCUGUUUAUAUAAUUUUGCAGCAGAAGCCAAAUUUUUUGUAUAUUAAAGCACCAAAUUCAUGUACAGCAUGCAUCACGGAUCAAUAGACUGUACUUAUUUUCCAAUAAAAUUUUCAAACUUUGUACUGGUA
Messenger RNA from Gorilla gorilla gorilla (western lowland gorilla), 10642 nucleotides. RefSeq names its product interleukin 1 receptor type 1 (gene IL1R1). The coding region runs from base 5822 to 7531 and encodes 569 amino acids. Lineage: Eukaryota; Metazoa; Chordata; Mammalia; Primates; Hominidae. Gene Ontology annotation, biological process: interleukin-1-mediated signaling pathway; regulation of inflammatory response. Gene Ontology annotation, molecular function: interleukin-1, type I, activating receptor activity; interleukin-1 binding. The record is from RefSeq and is a predicted model, not a curated record. The transcript is spliced from 12 exons.